Tarenaya hassleriana is the source of this 1407-nucleotide messenger RNA. RefSeq names its product probable aldo-keto reductase 4. The record is from RefSeq and is a predicted model, not a curated record. Bases 86 to 1237 code for a protein of 383 amino acids. Gene Ontology annotation, cellular component: cytoplasm. The transcript has 5 exons. Lineage: Eukaryota; Viridiplantae; Streptophyta; Magnoliopsida; Brassicales; Cleomaceae.
UUGUGUUCAAAGCAGACCCCUUUUCUCAGAAACGAUCACAGACCACAAAACGAGAGAGCGAAAAAAGCUUAGAGAGGGAGAAUCCAUGGCGGCCAGUGGAGUACGGAGGAUCAAGCUCGGAAGCCAGGGCCUUGAGGUCUCUGCGCAGGGCCUUGGUUGCAUGGGUCUCUCCGCCUUCUACGGCGCUCCAAAGCCGGAAUCCGACGCCAUCGCUGUCCUUCACCACGCCAUUAACUCCGGCAUCACCUUCCUCGACACCUCCGACAUCUAUGGUCCCGAGACCAACGAGAUUCUCCUUAGCAAGGCUCUGAAGGAUGUGAUGAGGGAGAAGGUUGAAUUGGCGACCAAAUUCGGAAUCAGUUAUUCAGAAGGGAAAAGAGAGAUAAAGGGAGAUCCUGCAUAUGUGAGGUUUGCCUGUGAGGCAAGCUUGAGACGUCUUGGUGUUGACUGCAUUGAUCUUUAUUACCAGCAUCGGAUAGAUAUCCGUGUCCCGAUUGAGAUCACGGACAUGUCUGAACUUGAAGAAGACAACUUGGAUAUGAAGUAUUUGGCUUGUGCUGUUUUGUUUUGGUCUGUGCGUGUUCUGAGCUUAGCAGUAUCAAUGCUGGUCUUUUCCAAGAUGGGAGAACUCAAGAAACUGGUCGAGGAGGGUAAAAUAAAGUAUGUGGGUUUAUCAGAAGCUUCUGCCUCGACUAUCAGAAGAGCACAUGCUGUUCAUCCGAUAACCGCUGUCCAGUUGGAGUGGUCUUUGUGGUCACGAGACGUGGAAGAAGACAUCAUCCCUACCUGCAGGGAACUUGGGAUCGGGAUUGUUGCUUACAGCCCUCUUGGACGAGGCUUCUUUGCAUCGGGACCCAAGCUUCUUGAGAAGCUAGAGCAAGGCGACUUUAGAAAGAAUCUGCCGAGAUUCCAAGCGGAAAACUUGGACCACAACAAGGUUCUCUACGAGAAGGUAACUGCCAUGGCGGAAAAGAAAGGUUGCACUCCCGGGCAACUAGCACUGGCAUGGGUUCAUCAACAGGGAGAUGAUGUGUGCCCUAUUCCGGGAACCACCAAGAUCGAAAACCUCAACCAGAACAUUGGAGCGUUAUCGGUGAAACUCACUCCGGAAGAGAUGGCUGAGAUCGAAGCCAUUGCCCAACCCGAUUUCGUGAAAGGGGAAAGGUACAUGUCCAGCAUGCCUACCUACAUGCAGUCUGAAACUCCACCAUUGUCUUCUUGGAAAGCCUCUGCGUAAACCUCUCUCUCUGUGUGUUGAAGAAUAAGUUAUAGCUUGCAAGUUACUUGAGUUGUUCUCUGAGAUUAGUCUUCAAGAAUAAACAGCACGAGCUGAUUGUUCAUGGAAUUUAUUCUGUUAUUGAGUUAAAGAGGCUUCGUUAUUAUAUAACAUCACGAGAUGAUUCUUCA